Messenger RNA from Owenia fusiformis, 1895 nucleotides. The record is from the annotation of a GenBank genome assembly. Lineage: Eukaryota; Metazoa; Annelida; Polychaeta; Sabellida; Oweniidae.
UGUGGCAAUUAAAUUAGUGCAUAAGAAGAAACUUCACCUUAUGAAUAUAAUAUAAGGAUCAAGUUAGGGAUAAAAAGCAUAAUAUCUCAUAUGAAAGAAAGGCCUACUUUUAUAGCGCAGCGUUGUCCUGCAAGGCGUUCCUGGGCAGGGCAUCAAAAACAAAAUAUUCCACGUCAAAUAUUUCCAUAUACUUUUCCUUCUAUAAAGUAACUUAUAGCAACAAAACGCUAUAUGUUAUGGAAAUCUAACUCUUUUGGAAGGCAUGAUCAAAGUUUCCAAGUUUGGGAUAUUCUGUGUGCUCAUCAUGGUUGCUCUGUUGCUAAGCUUCAUCUUGCUGAUCCUGCCGUCAGUUCUCCGUGGACAAGAAACAGCAGCAGAGGGCGCCACAGUUGGAGUGUUUAGCAAGUUCCAAGACUUCUGGUUGUUCAGACUGUUACUGAAUCUUAUUGGCUAUGCCACUAUAAUUGUACCUGGGUACUUCCUGAUACAGUACCUUAAGAAGAUCAAAUACAAUGAGCGACAAGCUAAGGGAUGUAUUCCCAAGACAGUUGGUAUGUGUGUCUUUGGUACUGAAGCAGACAAGAAUGACUUAGCUGAGGAAGGAGGCCAGACUGCAUCUGCACCCCCUAAACCAGAAUGGAGCACUUCACAAAAGGCACUGAGGCUGUUGUUCUGCUUCAUUGGCCUACAAGCUUCCUAUUUAACAUGGGGACUCCUCCAGGAAAGAAUCAUGACACAUGACUAUGGAAAGUCAGAUACAGAAGAAGGAGAAAAAUUCACCAAUUCACAAUUUUUGGUGUUUAUGAACCGUAUUCUGGCAUUUAUUACUGCAGUAAUAAUCUGCUUACUGACUAAACAACCAUUUCAUACUGCCCCCUUGUACAAAUACUCCUACUGCUCAUUCUCUAAUAUAAUGUCCAGCUGGUGCCAAUAUGAGGCACUGAAAUUCGUCAGUUUUCCAACACAAGUUCUAGCGAAAUCUUGUAAAGUCAUUCCAGUGAUGAUAAUGGGGAAAUUCACAUCGAAUAAAUCGUACAAAUUCCACGAAUAUGGCACAGCUUUGUUGAUCUCAUCUGGUGUCAGCAUCUUCCUCUUAACCAGCUCAGAAGAUAAACACCCUGAGACGGGAACAACCUUUUCAGGACUCUUCAUUUUGAUUUCCUAUCUCAUGUUUGAUAGUUUCACAUCAAACUGGCAAGGGGAGCUGUUUUCAACAUUUAAGAUGUCAUCGAUGCAAAUGAUGGCUGGAGUGAAUCUCUUCUCUUGUCUCUUUACCACAGUUUCCCUCAUAGAGCAAGGUGGCUUUGUUGAAUCUCUAGCAUUUAUGGGAAAAUAUCCAACAUUUUUCCUCCAUGUAUGCUUGCUCUCAGUAUGCUCAGCAAGUGGUCAGUUGUUCAUCUUCUAUACAAUCUCAAACUUCGGACCAGUCACAUUCACAAUCAUAAUGACAAUACGUAUGGGCCUAGCCAUCCUACUCUCGUGUCUCAUAUACUCUCACCCAGUCACUCUGUUUGGCCUGUUGGGAAUUAGCAUCGUAUUUGGAGCUGUAUUCCUUAGGACAUACUUAGGCCAACGUGACCGCAAGAUGAAAGCUCGCCAGAUUGCUGCAAGUGCCCCCAUAGUGAAGACUUAAUGAAUCUCACAGUAUUGGAUAAUAAAUAUUUGUGACAAUUAUCUCAAUGAGAUAAGGACAGCAUUGGAACAACAGUAAAUCUGAGGGUUAUAUAAUUAACAUAGUACAUGUACUUUGUAGGGCUUUUUAAAACCAUGCUUAUGCCUACGUCACAUUUGCUCCAAAAUGUCAAAUCUCGAAUUUGAGGUCAGAUGUGAACUCCUGAGAAAUUGUACAUGAUUUUUAAAAAGAGGUUUGAUCAAUUUAAAGCAAGUUGGAAUCA